CAUAAUCCAUUCAUCAGAAAUGAUGGAAUGCGUCGCCAUGAAUGUGAGACAUGAGGUUAGACAGACAGGCAUCACUGGGACGCGGCUGCGAACUGACUGAGCAGUGCCGCCCCCUUCGAUAUCACCAGACCCACACCACCUGCACACAGAUACGCACACAGAGGACGCCAGACACAUUCAUGCCACUGUGGGCCGGAUCACGAUACCGGCGUUGAUGUCAUUCAUUCUGUGACCUGCUUGUGUCUGUGGAGCUGCCUUGUAGUCGAUGGCCGGCUCAGCCUGCCCGCCGACGUACACCUGAAUGUCUGUGGUCGUGUCCUUGACAGUCAGCUCAUACACCACGGAGGGAACCACAGACACCUGCAGAGCAGCCAACCGUACAUAUCUAUCUUGUUGCCAUGUGUGCUUGUGGCCGGCCGCUCUGACUGACUUGUUGCGUGGCGACUGUGCUGGAGGGAUAUCCCGCUCUCUCGUGUGUCAGUACCACACUGCUCGGCUCACUCGUGUUGAGCUGCACUGUGUACCUGAACGUCACACACACACACACACACAGAUACACACAUACACACGCGCUCAUAAAUCAGUGUGUGCUCACUCACAUGUCGUUUGGCGUGCGUCUGAAGGCGAUGCCGGCCGUGCUGUCUUGCUCCAGCGUGACGGCUGCGGUGUACACGCCCGACAGUCAUGGCGGUGGCCUCUGUCUUGGUGGUGAGUUGGCACAUGCCGCUCUUGGCCGUUAGUUGCAACCAAGUCUGUCUGGUGGGGCUCUCCCAAUCGUCCAGACGGGGCCGUCGCGAACCCACUGAAGAUAUACACACACGCCAUGGAUUGUCUCUCUCUCUCUCUCUCUCUCUCCCUCUGUGGGUGUCUUGUCAUCACCUGGUAGUCGCAUCCGGGCUGUCUCUCCUGUCUAGGCGCCACUUGUGGUUCAGCGGCUGGGGGGGCGGGGCCGCGAAGGGCGAGAGUGGACGAUGGGCGGCUGGGGAGGCCGACCUGUGGUGUCUCGCCAGUUGGGCGGGGUGUCUCUUGGAAGGUGUAGUCGGUGGCGGCGAAUGGGGGCACGGGCACUGUCUCGUCGUCCUCCUCUUCUGCUGCUGCCGCUUGUGGUGCCUGUGCUGGGGGCGAUGGCUCAUGGUGUGGAGUAACAGGCGCCUCUCGCACAAUUGCAGCCUUGGCCGCCGUGCCACCAUUCAACACAUGCGCCUGACAUAGCCACACACAGAAAGGUCUGUCUGUCUGUCUGGGGGCCACUUUGCUCGCCUUGUGUUCUUCCGCAGGGAAUGCCCCUUGUGGCGCCUCUUUGGCCUUCUCGCUGAGCGGGCCGGCGACGAAGUGAUAAAAAAAAUGCUGGUGCUUUCGCGAACAUGCCGCAGUAGGCCCUCUCGGUCUCGGGAUGGCCUGUCACGUCGGCAGCCACCUGAUCAAUCACACACACACAAAGAGGGAGAACAUGUAACAUGUAUGCACGCGCCCCUUCCUGCGCUCCCCCUUGUGUGUCUGUGCCUGCAUGGCUCCAUCGACGAAGACUCUGAUGUGUUUGGUGCCGAAGUCGACGGCCAAGUUGUAAAACCGACUCGUCUUGACGGGAUACUCUGUGUGUGUGGAUGGCAGAGACACAGAGACACGCGUCGAUGCAUCCAUCCGUCGAUGCGCUAAUGAAUGUGUGUGGCCUCACCGACUGAUGCGAGUUUGGUCGUGGACCCCUCCUUGACGCGGCCGACGUCGAUGGAGCUCUUGUGUCCCUUCCUGCUGUGAUGAAGCUCUGCGAAGAGAUAUGUGGCGUUGCCGGUCACCCUGAACACCAGACCAGCAGCCGCCUCGUCAGCGGGAUUCUCCCGCUAAUACAACCAACCAAAGAGAUACACAGAUGCAGAGAGUGACUGCACGUGUGGCUGGCUCUUUGGCUGGCUCACGAGGAAGACUUGAGCGAAUACGAAUCCUCUGUUGGUCUUGACGGAACGGUUUAUCAGCAU
This is a messenger RNA of Vitrella brassicaformis, 1973 nucleotides long. The record is from the annotation of a GenBank genome assembly. NCBI's taxonomy places the organism in Eukaryota, Vitrellaceae.